CCGUCAGACUGAACAGUGUAACUCCAUGAAUGACAACCUAAAGAGAGGCAGGCAGGUCGUUCACUUCACACCAGAAUGUGAUGCUAUAAGCAGGAAGGUGAGUGUUGCUAAACAUAGAAUCACGGGGCUAGAGUGAUCUGGAGCUGUCACAUCCAGCCUCCUGCUUUGAAUGUGUGCUGCAGUGUAAUGUACCUUGGGAGUGGAGAAAAUAAUACAAAAUCUGUAGCAGAGGGCAGUCAGGCAAGGUCAAGAGAAGCUGGUUGGCUUCUAACUUUUACCUUUGGAAACAAGGAACUGUAUGGUAAUUUGCAGGUUGCCUGUGGAAGCAAUGAAUCACGUGAUGCCAAAGGAGCCCAGGAGGAAGAGGGUCGAGUAAUUUUGAAGGUAACAGGAAGACAGAGCUGGCUGCUUGGAACUUUUCAGCCCCAGACUUUUCCCAGGGCAGCUAAGCCUGCAGAGAGGGAAAAGCCACUCACAACUCUUCUCCAUGUGCAAACACUAGUGAAUGACCCAAAGGGAGCGAAGUGGAGAUACAUCUAGGAAAGAAAAGACCAAAUGGGAGCAAAGGGGCGUUGCAGAAAAAGGAAAGCAGAACUGAAAGGCCUGGUCCCAAGGAAGGGAGAGCUGUGAAGGGGACUGCAGCUCACAGAGAGAGGCUCCCAGCCUCAGAUCAAUCUAGCAAAAGGCACUGGAUGGGAAGCAGUCAGCCAUGGAUACUCUCUGCUUGUUUGCAAGUGACCCAUGGAUCUACAACUGCUCCUUGAGCAAUUCCAGUGUGGAGAACCAGAUGUCCCAAAGCAACAGAACUCACGUGAAGCGGAAUGAGAACGUUGCCAAGGUGGAGGUGGCCGUGCUCUGCCUCAUCUUCUUCCUUGCCCUGACUGGAAACCUGUGUGUGCUGGCGGCUAUCCACACGACCCGCCACAAGCACUCCCGCAUGUACUUCUUCAUGAAGCACCUGAGCAUCGCUGACCUGGUGGUGGCCGUCUUCCAGGUUUUGCCUCAGCUCAUCUGGGACAUCACUUUCAGGUUCAUUGGGCCAGAUUACCUCUGCAAGUUGAUCAAAUACCUGCAGGUGGUGGGGAUGUUUGCUUCCACUUACAUGCUCUUGCUGAUGUCCCUGGAUCGGUGCUUGGCCAUCUGCCAGCCUUUGAGGUCCUUACGUAGGAGGUCUGACCGGUUGUCUGUCCUCCUCACUUGGAUGGUGUGCCUUCUGUUUAGCAUCCCACAACUCCAAAUAUUUUCCAUGCAGGAUGUGGAUAAUGGGGUGUUCGAUUGCUGGGCAAAUUUCAUCCAGCCCUGGGGACCUAAAGCUUACAUCACCUGGAUAACCUUGACUGUGUACGUUAUCCCUGUGGUCAUGCUGACCAUCUGCUAUGGCUUGAUCAGCUUCAAGAUUUGGCAGAAUGUGAAGCUAAAGACCCUUCACGAGACCAAUGUGAACUUGACCUCUAGGAAUCCCCAUAGAGGCACCCUCUCCAGGGUCAGCAGUGUCAAACUCAUUUCCAAAGCCAAGAUCCGGACUGUCAAAAUGACCUUCAUCAUAGUCUUAGCUUUCAUUAUGUGCUGGACUCCUUUUUUCAUUGUGCAGAUGUGGAUUGCGUGGGACGAAAAUGCUCCAAAAGAAGAAGUGGCGUUCAUCAUCACCACCCUCCUAGCAAGUCUGAACAGCUGCUGUAACCCCUGGAUCUACAUGCUUUUCACAGGCCACCUUUUCCAUGACCUCUUGCGUCGCUUCCUCUGCUGCUCCUCUCGGUACUUAAAAUCUCGGCAAGGAUGUGACCUGAGCGUUAGCAGGAAAAGCAACUCCUCCACCUUUGUCCUGAGUCUCAAAAGCUCCAGUCAGAGGAGCUUCACUCAGCCGUCCACAGCGUGAGGAGGAGAAACCCAAGUCCUCCAAGAACUGUGCCACAACAAGAUGGGCAGACUGGCCUUAGCGUGUACAUACUUAAAAAUAUGAAAUAGAGGUAUACAGGAGUGUUUGGAUGUAAAUACAUAUAUACAUAUAUAUAAUAUAUUACAUAAAAUAUAUUAAAAUGUGUGUAUGAUGUGCAGGGUACUCAUUAUUUAAGGAGCAGGAUAGCAGAAAGACAGCUAUAGUCUAAUAGUAGUUCACAGAACGGAUAGCUCAAGGUUCUAGUGCUGUAUUUUUAAAAGACACAAUGGACUCCACAAGUCAUUGAAGCCAUAAGGCAACAUCUGCCCACAGAUACAAAGUGGAGGACAGCUCCUCUUUGAACACUAUUAGAGCAUGGGUCAGAUAGAAGUGGAGGCAUUUUAGGAGACAAACUACACUUGUAAUAGAAUAACUAUCUCCCUGCCCCAUAUUAACUUUUCAGGCCAGGGGGUGAGAUCGAAUGUGGAAAUGCCCACCACAAAAUGAACUUUCAGAUAGAGAUGGGUUGAUCAGCCUAAAAAUGCUCCAUGCCAUUUAUUCUUGCCCCCAAAGAGCAGUUUGCCCCAUUGCAUUUCAAUGUUAAUGUGUAUCUUUUAAAAAAAAUAAAAAAUCAAUGCAGAAUUAAGACCUUUUUUGAUUUGGUGGUCUGAGCAAGGGAGCUACCUUUAUUAUUAUUAUUAUUUUAAAAAAAAUAAUUGCCACUUGGAGAAGCUUGAAACCAAAUGACUCCUGGAAGUGAUAGGGGCAUGAUAACAUCCCAUUGCUCACAGACUUCUAAAAAGAAAUAACUGCAGCAAAAUAAAAGCAAAAUGGCUGUCCCCAGGAUUUGUAGUGGAGACACAUUUCACCAGCUGCCAGCACUGUCUCAUAACUAAAUGCCAUUGCAUGCUGACAAUCAUGGACUGCAAGAUAUCGACUACCAAGAUAUCAAAUAUUAUUUAUUUUGUAUUUAUAUAUAUACACCACUUAAUGCCAAAAAGGGAGGGGGGAGCUUCUAAGCAGUUCACAAAGUUUAAAAGCAAGUUAUACAAACUGUUAAAAUAUAAAUAUUCAUAAUUAAAAUACACAGUUAAGAACAGGACACUCAGGUUAAGAAAUCAACAUAAGCUGAUGCUUCUUCAAAAGCUGUUAGAAUGCCAAUGCAGAUGGGGCCUCUUAUAUUUCAGCAGAAAAUUAAUUCUUCAAUACCAGUGCUACUAGUGAAAAAGCUCAUCACUGCAGUCCCACAAACUGACGUUCAUCAGACAGUGACCAGGCUAACCAGGUUCCUUUUUUAAAA
This is a messenger RNA of Podarcis raffonei (Aeolian wall lizard), 3176 nucleotides long. RefSeq names its product oxytocin receptor (gene OXTR). Gene Ontology annotation, molecular function: vasopressin receptor activity; oxytocin receptor activity; peptide binding. Bases 710 to 1876 code for a protein of 388 amino acids. NCBI's taxonomy places the organism in Eukaryota, Metazoa, Chordata, Lepidosauria, Squamata, Lacertidae. The record is from RefSeq and is a predicted model, not a curated record. Gene Ontology annotation, biological process: maternal process involved in parturition; positive regulation of vasoconstriction; G protein-coupled receptor signaling pathway. The transcript is spliced from 3 exons. Gene Ontology annotation, cellular component: membrane.